AUCGCCGUGUCUAACUGAAUGUUAAUCGCUGCGUUGCACUAUUGGAGCAGAGUUUAGAUCGCCGAAUCUCUUAAUACUGAUCGCCAAGUCUUGCGAGAUAAGAUCGCCGAAUCUCUAACAGAAAGUUAGUCGCUGCACUUUGCCGCCGGAGCAUUAGUUAGAACACUGAUUUUUUUUUUUUGUUACAGACCGCCGAGUCUAUUGUGAGUUAAGAUCGCCGCAUCUCUUAACAGAACGUUAGUCGCUGCACUUUGCUACCAGAGCAUUGGUUAGAUCGCUGAAUUUAUUGUUACAGACCGCCGAGUCUAUUGUGAGUUAAGAUCGCCGAAUCUCUUAACAGAACGUUAAUCGCUGCACUUUGCCGCCGGAGCAUUAGUUUGAUAACCCGAUUCGCUUAUGAGACUGCUGUGAGAUUUUGUUCGCCGUAAACUCAACUCACCACGAUGCCUCUUGAUUUUCCUACUGCAACACAAGCCGAGUUAGAUCUUGAACGAAAUGCAGUACAUUUAGCUCUACAGAAGCAAACUACCACAGGGUCAUGGAGUAAAGUGGUAAAAUCAGUUGCCGCCGAGUUACUUCAUACUAAGACAGAUCUCGAAGACAUUUACCGUCUGCUAGCCUCAGCUGAUCUAGCAACCGUCACUGGUCAACAGAAGACAGAUUUUCUACUUAAACUUAAAUCUGCCACCCUAAAGAUCACGAAUGCUUACCAAGUGACCUAUAUCUCUCUAUCGGAUGCACCAGACACUGCAGAGGAAUUUUUAACGUUAGAUUCCUGCUCGGGUCUUUCCCCAGAACAGACCAAGAAGAUAACUGAAAUCCGGAAGAAGAAAGAAGAUCUUGCAGAUAAAGCCGAACAGAAAGCUCAGAAAGUCUCCUUUUUUAACUCUAGUCGAAACAAACCCUACUACCAGCCAAAAGCUUUUGAAUCUUCUAACUUCCAAACUCCGAUGAACUUCCAAAAUAUGAUGAAUCUUCAAAACCCACUGAACUAUCAUACUCCAUAUGCCAACUUCCAAGCGAUGAAUUUUCAACCUAAACCUCGUUUUCAUUUCUCUGGGCCUCCCCCUCCCCUUGCACUCCCCAACACCAGUCUUUAUUACAACUCUGCAUAUCCUGGUCAAACCCAACAACAGCUCUCUUACGUUCCACAACCAAACCUGGCUCGAGAGAAGAAGAAACUAAUGAUUGAACAAGAGAAACUCGAAACACAAUGCAAAGAUUGUGAUCUGUUCGGACAUUGGCGAGGGGAUGCUAGGUGCCCCCUGGCUGUUAGUAGAGUUGCAGGUUACAUGCUUCAUUCUUAACCAAGUAAUUGCGUUGCAUAGUAAUUAUCAGCUAUUUUCAUUUUUGUUUUGUUAUAUUGUUUUUGAACUAAAAUUGUUAUUUUCUUUUUUACUCUGAUUUUUACCUGUGCCAGUUUACUUGAGUUUGGAAAUAUAUACCCUUGUUAUAACUUGUUUUUAUUUGUUUUGUUGAAAAGAUUAAAAAUAUCUGUUUUUUUGGUUCAUAUUUUUUAAAUUUUUCUUUCAGCCACGCUUGCAGAUCGACUACUUAUUCUUCUGUUCGUUUGUUUAAGUUCAUUAUUUUAACCAAUUUUUCAAAUUUAAAAGCAAAUUAAUCGGUUUCUAAUAUUAAUU
Molecule: messenger RNA, 1640 nt
Organism: Eurytemora carolleeae
Lineage: Eukaryota; Metazoa; Arthropoda; Copepoda; Calanoida; Temoridae
Exons: 5
Coding region: 444-1307 (287 amino acids)
Source: RefSeq, a predicted model, not a curated record